This is a messenger RNA of Cynocephalus volans (Philippine flying lemur), 3351 nucleotides long. RefSeq names its product myelin transcription factor 1 (gene MYT1). Gene Ontology annotation, cellular component: nucleus. The transcript is spliced from 21 exons. Gene Ontology annotation, molecular function: DNA-binding transcription factor activity, RNA polymerase II-specific; RNA polymerase II cis-regulatory region sequence-specific DNA binding; zinc ion binding. Bases 1 to 3351 code for a protein of 1116 amino acids. The record is from RefSeq and is a predicted model, not a curated record. Gene Ontology annotation, biological process: regulation of transcription by RNA polymerase II. NCBI's taxonomy places the organism in Eukaryota, Metazoa, Chordata, Mammalia, Dermoptera, Cynocephalidae.
AUGAGCUUAGAAAAUGACGAUAAGCGAGCUCGCACACGGUCCAAAGCCCUCCGAGGACCUCCAGAGACCACAGGUGCAGACCUCAGCUGCCCCACCCCAGGAUGCACGGGCUCAGGACACGUCCGCGGCAAGUACUCCAGGCAUCGGAGCUUACAGAGCUGCCCUCUGGCCAAGAAGAGGAAGCUGGAGGGAGCUGAGGCCCAGCACCUGGCGUCCAAGAGGAAGUCGCACCCCCUGAAGCUGGCUCUGGACGAGGGCUAUGCUGUGGACAGUGACGGCAGUGAGGACGUGGAGGUGAAGGACGCCUCUGUUUCCGAUGAAUCAGAAGGAACUCUGGAGGAGGCCGAGGCCGAGAUGUUAGGACAGGAGGAGAUUCAUCGCCCUGAGCCAGCUGAAGGAAGGAGCCCCAUCAAGUCCUGUCUUGGAUCCAACCCUGUCAGCAGCCCUGCUGGCUCCUCCAAGGGCAGCUACGGCAGCUACCAGGGGGUCAUCGCAACUUCCCUCCUAGACUUGGGCCAAAUUGCCGAAGAGCCCAUAGUAGGGGAGGACUCGGGCCAGGUGGCGAGGCCAGGCCCUUCUACUGUGCACCUGCUUCAGGAGGAGGCUGCAGAGGGAGCCACCAGUGACGAGGGCGAGAAGGACCUCUUCAUCCAGCCAGAGGACGCAGAGGAGGUUGUUGAAGUCACCAGCGAGCAUUCCCAGGAGCUGUGUCCCCAGUCCCUGGAGGAUGUGGUUAGGGAGGAGUGCAACAAGCAGAAAGGCAUCCUGGGUCACGAGGAUGAGGAGGAGGAGGAGGAAGAGGAGGAAGAGGAGGAGGACGAGGAUGAGGACGAGGAGGACGAGGACGAGGACGAGGAUGAAGAGGAGGAGGAGGAGGAAGGGGAGGAGGGGCCAGCUCCUGAUGUCAUCUUCGAAGACGUUGCCUCUCACACCUCGGCCCAGAAGGGCCCUGAGCUCCGGCGCCCAGAGCCACCCAGUCCCAAGCCUGAGUGCUCUGUCAUUGUGGAGGUCCGCUCAGACGAUGACAGGGACGAGGACACAUGCUCCCAGAAGUCCACGGUCACCGCCGAGUCGGAGAUGCAUGACAUGAUGACCCGUGGGAACCUGGGCCUCCUGGAGCAGGCCAUCGCCCUGAAGGCCGAGCAAGUGCGCGCUGUCUGCGAGCCAGGCUGCCCACCUGCCGAGCAGGGCCAGCUGGGCCCAGGCGAGUCAGGGAAGGUGGCAAAGCCCUUGGACGCUGUGCGGAAGAGCUGCUACAGUAAAGAUCCUUCAAGAGCUGAGAAGCGUGAGAUCAAGUGUCCAACACCAGGCUGUGACGGCACUGGCCAUGUUACUGGGUUGUACCCUCACCACCGCAGCCUGUCUGGCUGUCCCCACAAAGACAGGAUCCCCCCAGAGAUCUUGGCCAUGCAUGAGAAUGUGCUGAAGUGCCCCACUCCUGGCUGCACAGGCCAGGGCCACGUGAACAGCAACCGCAACACGCACAGAAGUUUGUCUGGGUGUCCCAUUGCUGCCGCUGAAAAAUUAGCCAAAUCUCAUGAGAAGCAGCAGCCACAGACAGGAGACCUUUCCAAGAAUAGCUCCAGUUCCGAUCGGAUCCUCAGGCCCAUGUGCUUUGUGAAGCAGCUCGAGGUCCCUCCGUAUGGGAGCUACCGGCCCAAUGUGGCCCCUGCUACGCCCAGGGCCAACUUGGCCAAGGAGCUGGAGAAGUUCUCCAAGGUCACCUUUGACUACGCAAGUUUCGAUGCUCAGGUUUUUGGCAAACGCAUGCUUGCCCCAAAGAUUCAGACCAGCGAAACCUCACCUAAAGCCUUUCAAUGCUUCGACUACUCUCACGACGCCGAGGCUGCACACAUGGCUGCCACCGCCAUCCUGAACCUCUCCACGCGCUGCUGGGAGAUGCCUGAGAACCUCAGCACGAAGCCACAGGAGCCCCCCAGCAAGCCUGUGGACAUUGAGGUAGAUGAAAACGGAACCCUGGACUUGAGCAUGCACAAGCACCGGAAACGAGAAAGUGCUUUCCCCAGCAGUAGCAGCUGCAGCAGCAGCCCCGGUGUGAAGUCUCCAGAUGCCUCCCAACGCCAGAGUGGCACCAGCGCCCCUAGUAGCUCCAUGACGUCGCCCCAGUCCAGCCAGGCCUCCCGCCAGGACGAAUGGGACCGGCCCCUGGACUACACCAAGCCCAGCCGCCCGCGAGAGGAGGAGCCCGAGGAGUCAGAGCCAGCAGCCCAUUCUUUUGCUUCUUCUGAAGCAGAUGACCAGGAAGUGUCGGAAGAGAAUUUUGAGGAGCGCAAGUACCCGGGGGAAGUCACCCUGACCAACUUUAAGCUGAAAUUUCUCUCCAAGGACAUAAAGAAGGAGCUACUCACCUGUCCCACCCCCGGCUGUGACGGCAGUGGCCACAUCACCGGCAACUAUGCCUCCCACCGCAGCCUCUCUGGUUGCCCUCUUGCUGACAAGAGCCUCAGAAACCUCAUGGCUGCCCACUCUGCUGACCUCAAGUGCCCCACGCCUGGCUGUGACGGCUCUGGCCACAUAACAGGGAACUAUGCUUCACACCGGAGCUUGUCAGGCUGCCCUCGUGCCAAGAAGAGCGGAGUCAAGGUGGUUCCCGCCAAGGACGACAGGGAGGACCCGGAGCUGAUGAAGUGCCCGGUUCCAGGCUGUGUGGGUCUUGGUCACAUCAGCGGCAAAUACGCCUCUCACAGAAGCGCAUCUGGCUGCCCACUGGCUGCCCGAAGGCAGAAAGAGGGCUCCCUCAAUGGCUCGACCUUCUCCUGGAAGUCGCUGAAGAAUGAGGGGCCAACCUGCCCCACACCAGGCUGUGAUGGCUCCGGCCACGCCAAUGGGAGCUUCCUCACCCACCGGAGUUUGUCUGGGUGUCCCAGAGCAACCUUUGCUGGAAAGAAGGGAAAACUCUCAGGGGAUGAGGUUCUCAGCCCGAAGUUCAGGACCAGUGACGUGCUGGAGAACGACGAGGAGAUCAAGCAGCUGAACCAGGAGAUCCGAGACCUGAACGCGUCCAAUUCGGAGAUGGAGGCCGCCAUGGUGCAGCUGCAGUCCCAGAUCUCCUCAAUGGAGAAGAACCUGAAGAACAUUGAGGAGGAGAACAAGCUCAUCGAGGAGCAGAACGAAGCCCUGUUUCUGGAGCUGUCCGGCCUGAGCCAGGCCCUUAUCCAAAGUCUUGCCAAUAUCCGCCUUCCACACAUGGAGCCAAUAUGUGAACAGAAUUUCGACGCCUAUGUGAGCACCCUCACUGACAUGUACUCCAACCAGGAGUGCUACCAGAAUCCUGAGAACAAGGACCUCCUGGAGAGCAUCAAGCAGGCCGUGAGGGGCAUCCAGGUCUAG